GCCGCCGGGCUGCCAGGCGCGGCGCUGCCCGGCUCGGCACGGCUCGGCACGGCUCGGCGCGGCCCCGCCAUGGACGGGGGCGCCUUCGGAGCGGGGAAAGCCGGCGGCGCCUUCGACCCGCAGGCCUUCCUCCGGCAGCCGCACACCUUGCUGCGGCUCCUCUCCUGGGUGUUCUCCAUCGUGGUGUUUGGCUCCAUUGUCAAUGAAGGGUACGUGAACCGCGUGGACGAUUCGCAGGAGCACUGCAUUUUCAACCGCAACCGCAACGCCUGCAACUAUGGCAUUACCGUGGGUGUCCUCGCCUUCCUCAGCUGCCUUCUCUACCUAGCUCUGGAUGCCUACUUCCCGCAGAUCAGCAGCGUCAAGGACCGCAAGAAGGCAGUGCUCUCGGACAUCGGUGUCUCGGCCUUUUGGGCGUUCCUGUGGUUCGUUGGCUUCUGCUUUCUGACCAACCAGUGGCAAGCUUCAAAAGAAGAGGACAACCCAAUGAACGAGGGAGGGGAUGCGGCCCGAGCAGCCAUCACGUUCUCCUUCUUCUCCAUCUUCACCUGGGGCUUCCUCACCUUUCUGGGUUUCCGGCGACUCAGAGACAUUACUUUUCAGGAGGAAUACAACACGCUGUUCCCCAACUCCCCGUCCUUGCUGCCUUAAUGCCCCUCACUGGUGGCGAGCCUGGGGGUAGGGACAAGGGGUGCAGAUGAAGGAGGCUGUCGAGCAGUUGGCUCCAACGCUCUGAUCAUGAGCGUUCGCGUGUUCCUCCUCUGCCCCUCCUCUCCCUCACCCUAACUAAUGCUGUGUAACACUUGUGCCUUUCUUCUGAUGACUGCUCAGACCUAAUAUUUCAGCCAGGAGAUGCCUUCUGCCCCCACCACUGUAUCUUCUCCAUUCCUCCCAGCCCUCAUUCCCCAAACUCUCCCCCGUGGGGCAGUUCAUGACCUGCCAGACUGCCCACCUCUGUCGGGGAUGCUCUGGGAAGAUGAGCCGUGCCUGCUGGGGUCUGAGAUGCUGAGCCACAUGCCCAGGCUCCCUGCUGGCCACCCCAUUGCAGCUUGUCCCUCUUCUCCUUGCCAUGGAGCUGGUGCUUUCUGCAGGGCAGCCUGAACCUGGACAGGCUUCGCGCACUAACCCGUAACCACUACUAACCCUCCUUUUGUUUGUUUCUCUCUCUCGGUACGUUCCCCUUUCUCUUUCUCCCAUCCCCUCUCUGCUUCCCGUCUCUUCCCAUCCUCCCUUCAAGGUGGGCCAGGCGUUCCUGGCGUAUCAGCGCUUCCGGCUGGGCGCCGACUCGGCCCUCUUCUCCCAGGACUACAUGGACCCCAGCCAGGACUCCGGCAUGCCUUACGCUCCCUACACAAACGAGGAGGAUGCUACGGACGCGGUGGGGACGUACCAGCAGCCUCCUCCGGCAGAUGCUUUCGACACCGAGACACAGGGGUACCAAACGCAGAACUACUGAGCCGCCGAUGCCCCUUGCCCGUCCCCUUUCCCUUAUGCCCCCUUUCCCACUGCCGGCAGCAAGCCGAGGCACAAACCAGACACGUGCGUAGUGGCACAAGAGGUGGCUCUCAGCUAUG
Messenger RNA from Cygnus atratus (black swan), 1574 nucleotides. RefSeq names its product synaptogyrin 1 (gene SYNGR1). NCBI's taxonomy places the organism in Eukaryota, Metazoa, Chordata, Aves, Anseriformes, Anatidae. The transcript has 4 exons. The coding region runs from base 70 to 651 and encodes 193 amino acids. The record is from RefSeq and is a predicted model, not a curated record. Gene Ontology annotation, cellular component: neuromuscular junction; synaptic vesicle membrane.